Messenger RNA from Zea mays, 1387 nucleotides. RefSeq names its product vesicle-associated membrane protein 725. Bases 282 to 818 code for a protein of 178 amino acids. Gene Ontology annotation, biological process: vesicle-mediated transport. Gene Ontology annotation, cellular component: membrane. NCBI's taxonomy places the organism in Eukaryota, Viridiplantae, Streptophyta, Magnoliopsida, Poales, Poaceae. The transcript is spliced from 5 exons. The record is from RefSeq and is a predicted model, not a curated record.
AAAAUGAAAACGGGUCAAAGUAACCAUGGGCUUGCUGCCCUCGCCGCCGCGCAAAAAACACCCCGCGGGCCGUGUCCCCACCCGUACCCGAAUUCCAUUUCUUCCUCCCCUUUUUCCUUUCCACGCCUUCCCACCACUCCCAGACAGACCCCCUUUCCCCUCCCUCCUCGGCCUCCUCGACCACUCCGACGCCCACAGCGCCUCCGGCGAGCUCCACCUCUCCACCGGCGGCAGCGAGGGGCGAGGGGGCUAAUACUGUAGGCGGAGGAGGAGCCGAGCCGAUGGGGCAGCAGUCGCUGAUCUACGCGUUCGUGGCGCGGGGCACCGUGGUGCUGGCCGAGUACACCGAGUUCACCGGCAACUUCACCACCAUCGCCGCCCAGUGCCUGCAGAAGCUCCCCGCCAGCAACAACAAGUUCACCUACAACUGCGACGGCCACACCUUCAACUACCUCGUCGAGGACGGAUUCACGUACUGUGUAGUUGCUGUUGAAUCAGUCGGGCGACAAAUCCCCAUAGCUUUCCUGGACAGAGUUAAGGAAGACUUCACCAAAAAGUAUGGAGGCGGGAAAGCAGCUACUGCUGCAGCGAACAGCUUGAAGAGGGAGUUUGGACCAAAGCUUAAAGAGCACAUGCAGUACUGUGUGGACCACCCUGAGGAGGUUAGCAAGCUUGCCAAGGUGAAGGCCCAAGUCUCCGAAGUCAAAGGAGUUAUGAUGGAAAACAUUGAGAAGGUUCUUGACCGUGGUGAGAAGAUUGAGCUGCUAGUUGACAAAACUGAAAAUCUGCGUUCUCAGGUAUCCAAUGCCGAGAAAUAGGGGAAGUAAUAACAAUAAGAAAGAAAGCAGCUUCUUUAUGCAAUCUAGGAUCAAUGGAAGCAAGCCAAUCGGCGUACACGUAACUUGUGAAAAUUUAAAAAAAACCCGGUUUGCAGGCACAGGAUUUCAGACAGCAGGGCACCAACGUGCGGCGAAAGAUGUGGCUCCAAAACAUGAAGAUCAAGCUGAUCGUCCUGGGCAUCAUCAUCGCGCUGAUCCUCAUCAUCAUCCUGUCGGUGUGCCACGGCUUCAAGUGCGGCAGCAAGUGAGGGGGGGGGGGGGGGGGGGGGCGUGACUUACAGAUGGCUGGUGUGCCCUGGCACCGGCGAGGAGAAAGACCAUGGGGAGUUUUGCUCUUUUUUGGUCGUCGUGUUGUUGAGUCCUGGCGCUGAUUAUUCUUGGUGAUCGUCAGAGGGAGUUAUUCCUGAUGUCGGUGUUGAUUGCUGUUGGUUGGGAAGUGACGGUGAACCGGGGGGAGGGGGGAGGGGUUGUGUCGUGUAAUUUUGGAUGCUACUGUUGUGCAUGUAUAGCUUGUGUGCUACCCUGUUCCAUGCUGUUUGUUACUCCUA